Messenger RNA from Salarias fasciatus (jewelled blenny), 1828 nucleotides. It is a transcript of the gene ntf3, whose product is annotated as neurotrophin 3. NCBI's taxonomy places the organism in Eukaryota, Metazoa, Chordata, Actinopteri, Blenniiformes, Blenniidae. Gene Ontology annotation, cellular component: axon; dendrite; synaptic vesicle. Gene Ontology annotation, biological process: positive regulation of peptidyl-serine phosphorylation; neuron projection morphogenesis; cell surface receptor protein tyrosine kinase signaling pathway. Gene Ontology annotation, molecular function: growth factor activity; nerve growth factor receptor binding. Bases 111 to 1013 code for a protein of 300 amino acids. The record is from RefSeq and is a predicted model, not a curated record. The transcript is spliced from 2 exons.
CGCGCAGACAGACGACAACCCUCGCAAAGUGGGAAGUUUUCGCCAAAGGAUUCUGUGUAAAAUUUAAUCACCUUCAUGUCGACUCUGUUGGAUACUAACCUGCCGAUGCUAUGGUUACCUUUAUUACGAUCUUACAGGUGAAUCUAGUGAUGUCCAUCCUGCUGUAUGUGAUGGUCCUCGUGUACCUCUAUGGUAUCCAGGCAACCAACAUGGACAGCGGUCGUCAGGGGCAGCAGCAACAGCAAAGUCCCGACCCGUUGAACUCUCUGAUAAUCCAGCUGCUUCAGGCCGACCUGACGAGGGGGAGGACCAGGGGGAACCAGAGCCAGCAGGGCAGGAGCAGGGACGCACAGCCGCAGGACACGCUACCGCCUCUACCCAGCUCCAGCUUGCCUUCGGAGGAGCCGGGCGAUGCGGAGCAGUGGGGGGUCGGUGGCCGCGGCGGCGGCAGCAGCAGCAGCGGGGCCGCGGCGGACCAGCAGGUCAUGCUGCUGAACACGGACCUUCUCAGGCAGCACAAGCGGUACAACUCGCCCCGGGUGCUGCUCAGCGACCGGCUACCGCUGCAGCCGCCGCCGCUCUACCUGGCGGACGACUUCGUCAGCGGCGGGCCGGACGGAGGGGCGGCGGGAAACAAGACGCGGAAGAAGCGCUACGCCGAGCACAGGAGCUACCGGGGGGAAUAUUCCGUGUGCGACAGCGAGAGCCAGUGGGUGACGGACAAAACCCAGGCGGUGGACACCAGGGGGGACCCCGUCACCGUUCUGGCCAAAAUCAAAACCAGUGCCACGCAGGACAUCAAGCAGUACUUUUAUGAAACGCGCUGUCGGACCCCGAGGCCCUUCAAGGGGGGCUGCAGGGGCAUCGACGACAAGAACUGGAACUCGCAGUGCAAGACCACACAGACGUACGUCCGAGCGCUGACGCAGGUCCGCAACUCGGUGGGCUGGAGGUGGAUACGCAUCGACACGUCCUGCGUGUGCGCGUUGUCGAGGAAACGUCACAGGACGUAAAGGAAAGCGCUGACGCCCUGCUGCGGACUACCUGAUUGGAAUUAUUCCCUCCUGUACAGGAUUUUAUGCCCCGGUCGCCGCGUUCCAAAGGAUUACAAGACACGAUGGCGAACGCCUUCGUUCUACACGAGGACAUCCUGGAUCCAUUUAAACCGGGUUUCACACGAAUGUGCUGCGAAUCCGUGGCACCACUGCUGUUACUGAGGAACUCACUUCAGACGGGCCGGGGAGGGAGGGAACACAUGUGUGAGGGAGAAGUGUACAUAUAAAUUAUUUAAAUUAUAUGAAAUGCAUGUAGUUUAUACAUGUUUAUCUAUCUAUAUAUGACGUAUGAAUAUAUUUGUGUUAUUUAUUGAAAGAAGUCUUCUUCAAAAGGAUAAAAAAAAAAUGUCUAUAAAAAGGAAAGAAACAAGCUAUGAACUCAUUUUGAGACUAUCGUACAGAGCUGGGCUGCAAAAAGGUGCUUCACAGUAAGACUUUACAUGUGCCUUGACUUGUGUGGCUGCAGAGCCGAGCGGCAGGACUUGGUCCAGCAGAACCCGCCGAGCUGAAAGGACCCUCGAAGUCCUGCUGAUAAAAUCCAAGUAGUUCAGACACGAGCAGAUCUCCUGUGACCAAAACCGAUUCGACAUUUGCGACCAAACAUUUCCAUUCACACUGGUUCCUCCCGAAGUAGAAAUUGCUGCCGUGGAAUCUGCUGCCAGUGACUGGAAAUGUUUGGUUUACCACCGACCACGUUGACGCUGUUCACCAAGUUUUACUCACACGUGAGCUGUUUUUGUUUCUUCCUUUUAAUAAAAACUUUUAUUUCUUAA